AUGGGCAAGAAGUUCAAGACCGACUACGAAGGCAACAAGGUGGCAAAAGCUGCCAUUUUGUCUAGUCAGUGCAAGGAGAUCCGGGGGGAAGAGCUUCAGGGUAUGCAGAAGGAUGUGGCGACGGCCAAUUGCCGUGCCAUGACGCAACAAGCAGACCACACCCGUGCUCGCCGGGUGAAGUUGCUGGCGACCAUUCAAGAAGACGCCCGGAAGGCUGCCGCCGACCGCCACGUCAUCGAAUUAGGGAGUGUGCAGGCCGUGGACAAGGAGUUCCGGAAGGAGGCCAAGAAAGCUGCCAAGCGCAAGGCAAGAAAGAUGCAAACGCGGCCUUCAACCGUGACAACCCACAGGGCUCAAGGAAUUCAAGCUCCUUUGUGGGGAAAGGUCGCUCCGGCAAGCAUGGGGCGGCAAAGCCAUCGGGCAUCCGUCCACAAAAUGGUGGUGGCAAGCUUGGUGAGCCAAGCAACGCAGGCAACACGGCCAAGAGAACCAAGAACGUGGAUGACAACACAAGCCUGCCGGACAUCCUGA
Molecule: messenger RNA, 531 nt
Organism: Symbiodinium natans
Lineage: Eukaryota; Dinophyceae; Suessiales; Symbiodiniaceae
Source: the annotation of a GenBank genome assembly